Molecule: messenger RNA, 3970 nt
Organism: Eleginops maclovinus (Patagonian blennie)
Lineage: Eukaryota; Metazoa; Chordata; Actinopteri; Perciformes; Eleginopidae
Product: ETS-related transcription factor Elf-1-like
Exons: 8
Coding region: 554-1861 (435 amino acids)
Biological process (GO): cell differentiation; regulation of transcription by RNA polymerase II
Cellular component (GO): nucleus
Molecular function (GO): DNA-binding transcription factor activity, RNA polymerase II-specific; sequence-specific DNA binding
Source: RefSeq, a predicted model, not a curated record
CAAGGUCUGACGAGAAGAAGAAGAAGAAGAAAAAACAAUUCUACAUUGCUCUAAAGCCAAUGUGGCAGUUUCAUUGGUGACAGUGUAUUCUCGACAGGAAGCUGAUCCCAGGUCUGUACGCACAUGAAGGUUCACUGUUUGCCAAAAGGGAUGAGAACAAUUUCCGUUCCUCUUCUGGAUCCUGUGGCCAGCUGCUGCUCUGUCAGACACAUGCUGUAAACACAAGGUUCGGUCAGACCACAGGGUUGUUUAGCAGCCCCCACUUCCUCAUCGAGAGUCGAAGCAGAGCACCAGCUUCCUGUGACGCCUCUGAGUCUCUGGUCAAUUAGUUUACUCACAUCACUGCUGGAUUGAGCCGCAUGGAAGGAGAGCGGCCUCAUCGUUGCAUCCUGUGUGGAGGUUUCUGGUAGAUCUACCCUGGUAUUUGAAGAUUCUCUCGAAGAGCUGGAUCUGUCGGGAUAUAAAAACACAUUCAAUCGUUAGUUAUCUUCAUAUGACAGCUGUGAUGCUGUUCUCACGCAGUUAAGGUUGUGUGUGUUUGGGAGAUUCGGCCAUGCUACAGCAGUCGGAGCUCAUCUUUGACUUUGCCAGUGACCAUGUUAACAUGUCACAGUUGGGGGUUUACUCGGAUUACCCCGCGGUGAUUGUGGAGCAGCUUCCCCAUCCACACCUGCUCUCAUAUGCAGGGCUAGCGUGUGAACAGUCACAGCAUCACCAGCAGCUGUUCAAAGUGGAGCAAUAUGAAAGUGGAGAGGAAGAAACCAUGGAGACACUUGUUGCUGCUGACUCUCUUCUUAACAUGGACUGCCCUGACACCUUGUCACUAGAACACUACUCCCAGACCUUCCUACCGUCACUGGGUGAUGUCAUCACAACUCCUGUUACCCAGGUGACCGUGUCAGCAGAGGGGAUUGUGGGAGCUGUUGAUCAGCCGCAAUGGCACUCGCUGCACACCAAGAAGCCUGCAACACAGCUGCAGUCAAAAAAGAGAGGGAGAAAACCUCGUCAUAGAAGGGCAGAGUCUCCAACGCCAGAUAUUGUAGUGAAGAAGGACAAAUACAACAAAGGAGGAAACACACUGUACCUGUGGCAGUUCCUGAUGGAGUUGCUCCAGGAUCGACAGGUCUGCCCCCGCUACAUUAAAUGGACUGAUCCCCAUGCAGGCAUCUUCAAGUUAGUCAACUCAAAAGCGGUGGCCAGACUCUGGGGCAAACACAAGAACAAGCCGGAUAUGAAUUAUGAGACGAUGGGCAGAGCUCUUAGGUACUACUACCAGAGAGGCAUACUGAAUAAAGUUGAAGGCCAGCGUCUCGUGUACCAGUUUACCUCUCUGCCCAAAGAUAUGAUCUACAUCACCGAUGGAGAUGGCAUCAAAGAGGAAGAAGAUGACGAAGACAUUGAUGAGGGUGUGAGCGAUGACUCAGAUGACAGCACCGUACCUUCGAGCGACCAAUCGGUGGAGGAUGAGGAAGAUUCUCCCCCACCGCAGAAGAAAACAUCGAGCUGUGUCCGAGCCCCGGCUACUCAGCGGACCAGGCCGGCUCCCCGGUCCUCAGCACUGCGUGACGGUGUCACACGUUCUGCCACCAACAGCCUGAUCCAGGAACAGCAUUUGCCUAUCGUGUCCGCGGAGAUGCUGCGGACCCUCCAGAACCUGCAGAAGGUCCAGUCCCUGCAGCCUGCGGGUCACGCCUCAGUCUUCAAAACCGCUCAGCUGCUGGGCAGUAUGUGCGAGCGGCAGGCUGCGGCUGAGGGCAGCGUGGACAGUGAGGGUGCACCUGAUGUUAAGUCACACCCGGGACUCAAAAUGUCACAAGUGGGGACGCCACAGCUGGUGCCUUUAACUAGCUCUGACCAAUAGUGUGGUGCAGCAAUCAUUUAUGUAGGCAAACCUGGAAGUUAGCAUAACUAGGGGGUCCCUCAACAACAAGCAGUUAAGAUAUUUCCAUUGGAUUUUGGAAUAUUGCCCAAAAUUUGAUCAUAAUACUUUCUUCAGCAGGAUUAUUUCCACAAAGUAACACAAAUGUUAUGAUUUUUGAAGCGUUGAUGCAAUCAGCUGAAAUUAAAAGGUUAUAUAAGCUAUAUGAGGCUAUAACUUAACAACAUCCAUUCCUAUGACCUCACUUCAACUCUGCUAAGCUAAAGGUGGCUUAUGUUUUGCGUGAUGAUGUUUGGAACUCUCAUUUAGAUUUUUUUUUAAAAGUUAUUUCUGGGGGGCUUUUUGCCUUUAAUCCGACAGGCCAGUGGAGAGUGACAGGAAAGUGGGAGAGAGAGUCGGGGUGGGAUCCGGAAAGGACCAGUUGCGCCACGGCCGGGCCAGAAACAGCUAUUUUAAUGAAAUAUAGAAGCUUCAGACAUUUACGAGAGGUACAUUUGCUUACGUAUUUUAUUUCAUACAACAAAACCUGAAAAUCUCUCAAGCUUGUGUUAGCCAAAGACCUGUACCCAAAGAAUCUCCUUAAAAACGUUAAAUCAGCAAAGAGGGAACCAGAAAUGGUCAAAUGCUAACUCAUUUCCGGGUUUUGGGACUCAUUCCUGCACCAGUCUAUAAAAAAUACCCUUAUACACACACGCACGUACACUCCACUGACUCAGGACCAGUAACAGAGCUGCAUUCUGCGGUGGCAAUGUGGCACUGAUCCUGGAUUAUUUUUGUAUUUUAGGAUAUAUUAUGUAAUGAUAACAAAAGUAAUUCUCGAUCACUGCUUCCUCCUCUACAUCUGAAUUUGCAGGAAACCAAAAUUCCACAACAUUUAGCAGUUUAUCUUAUAAAAGACUUCAAAUAAAAGCUUGUGCGCUUUAUCUAAGCCGCCGUUAAUCAUAAGACACCAUGGACAGACAUGCACUGGAUUCUGCAGCCGCUCUGCAGACACACCCUACGCUUGCACACCACCUCCAGCGCCAUGGAGCCAAUUAUCUGAGCAACACCCUGUGCACUCCUUCUAAGUCUUUACUCUCGUUCUUCUUUUUUUCUUUUACUAUCACAUGCUGAAUCAUUCCUCUGCCUUUAAAGUGGCUUUGCACUAAUGUUUACUCCUGCUGUACGUUUCUUCUCCAAGUGCCUGACGAUUCUCAGUCCAUCCUGUCUCUGCUUCCUUGUAAUCGUGAGGUUAAGGGAAAACAUUCCAUAUUAUUAUUGUUUUUUUAUACCUUUUUCUAUCAUAUAUAUCUAAAUUAUGUUUGUAUUGUGACAUGUUGAAAACAAGGGAUCACUGUUGUUUCUAGAAUAGUAAUUGAGCACUGCUGCUGCCUGUAGGCGAUGCAUCUACUCAGUGUAUCUGGCUUUUGUCAACAAUCACCAAAGUGAGAUGGCCUUAUAUUUAGCCUCAUGUAGAGUUACACCGCUACUAUUUAGCUGUGCACACAAUCCAUUCUUGUUAUUACACGUAUAUAAAUGCAUAUAUGGACCUGUAAAGCCUUGAUAACUUUAUGUAUUGUGUGUUAUAUACUGUAUCUUGUCUGUGAACAUGCUUGACGUUGUGCCUUGUUGCCAUUUUUCUCCCUCAGGUUCGUACAAAAUUAGUUUUACUGACUAUACUCUAUGCAAAGAGUAAAACAGCAGACACUUUUUUUAUGAUGAAGUAAUGCUUCUGUGGUGUCCCUUCAGUUGAUCUUAGUUUAGCCUCACAAACCUCACUCCAAAUUAAAGUGUGUGAGAUUAAGUCUGACUGCUGUGAGGUUAAGCUUGAUUUUGGAGAUGCUUGUAAUUGUGCCUUUGCCCCCAAGGGAACCCUAUGCAAAAUCGUUUUCACUUUAUUAGCGAGCAAACCAUUUGUUUGGAAUCCGCUCUCUUUGCUUUAUCUGCAGGCCUCUUGAUACUGUACGUUUGACUGCUAUUGAUAAGUGAGCUUGUAGCAGAGGGAGAGGUGGAGUUUCUUUUGCCUUAUUUUGGUGUUUGCUUUCAUACAGUACAGACACUUUAAAAAGAAAAUGAUCUGUUAUAUGUAAUAAAUGUAAUUGUGUCAUUGUC